Molecule: messenger RNA, 5274 nt
Organism: Gamsiella multidivaricata
Lineage: Eukaryota; Fungi; Mortierellomycota; Mortierellomycetes; Mortierellales; Mortierellaceae
Product: amino acid permease-domain-containing protein
Exons: 7
Coding region: 231-5186 (1651 amino acids)
Biological process (GO): chloride ion homeostasis; potassium ion import across plasma membrane; cell volume homeostasis
Cellular component (GO): membrane
Molecular function (GO): potassium:chloride symporter activity
Source: RefSeq, a predicted model, not a curated record
CACACACACACACACAAAAAAAAAACGACCAGGCCAUGAACCCAUGAACCAACCUGACUGAUUCAACUCCUCCUCGUUCACCAUUCCAUCCGUCCUUCUUCCUUCUUCCUUUUCUUCUUCUCCUCUUCUUCUUGUGCUUUGCCAGUAUCCGCUCUUGCCCUUCGAUUGUGCCCUCUCUUCGCCUCUCCUUCUUUAGCCCCGAUAUCCCAGUUCAAGACGUCCAGCAGCGCAUGUCACAACCAAGAACACAACGCCACCACCACGGCGCUUCUUCCUCCAUAGACAACUCCCAGAUCAACACCAGCACCAGCGCUAGCACCGACAAUGCCGCCUCUAAUCCAGGAAGGCCGCGGAUAAAUCGCCCCAAGUCCUCGCCCUCUACCGUCAACAACUUUCUUACGCACCGUCCCGCGCUCUCCUCGUCGCCAUCCUCGACAGCGUCCUCAAAUACAGCCUCGACAAGAAGAGCGCGGCCAGGAAGUUCUGUUCUGCCAGGCAUGUUCCGACCCAAGAGUAGCUACCAGGCAGUGACAUGGAAGGAAAACCUGGACGCGUUCAACCGACGAUUACGUCGAGGGAGUCUUAGUUUGGAUGCUGCUGUUCAGGAAGAGGAGGAGCUGCUUGUGUCUCAUGCAGGUUCACAAACCAAGGCUCAGCAGCAUCAGCAACAGGCCGAGCAUCUCGAUCAGGAUGGCGCUCAAGCACGCAAUGUAUCUCCAGGAUUGGGCGAGCACGCUCAACUCUUGGGGAGCCAGGAGCAUUCAAAACCGUCGUACAACGCUGCAGGGACUUAUGGUGCCACUGCGGUUGGCCUGCCCUUCUCUGAAAAUGGCCGAUCGAAUCAAAACCGUCCCAACCAGCAGGGUGCCAGAUCAGAGCCCGUCUUCCCAACCCAGCUCAAUCCUGCUCUUGCAACCACCAAAAGGUCAAAACUAGGGGUCUUUUCUGGCGUCUUUGUCCCAUGCGUCCUGAGUAUCUGGGGCAUCAUCCUGUUCUUGCGUUUCGGGUUCAUCAUCGGUCAGGCAGGUGUGAUGGGUACGAUGGCCAUGUUUAUUGUCGGCUACGCGAUCAAUGUCUUUACGACCCUCUCACUGAGUGCCAUCAGCACCAACGGAACCGUAAGAGGCGGCGGUGUGUACUACCUGCUCAGUCGCAGCUUAGGGCCCGAGUUUGGCGGGAGCAUUGGACUCAUUUAUUUCCUGUGCACGGUCAUUGGCUGCGGCAUGAACGUGCUUGGUUUCGUGGAGCCGCUGAUUGCGAACUUUGGCGAGGUUUCAGGGACGAUGUACCGGGUCUUGCCCGAGGGACCUCUAUGGGGAUUUAUCUACGGAACGAUAUUGCUUAUCUCCUGCACGCUUGUCUGUCUCGUCGGGUCCAAGUUAUUUGCUCGGUCAUCGUUGGUUCUGGCCGUCAUCAUCCUGAUAUCGACCUUGUCUAUCUUUGUAUCCUUUGCAUUCAUGCCUCCGUUCACACACCCCGAGCGUAAUAUCGAGUACACAGGAUUUUCAUGGGAUACCUUACAAGAAAACAUGUGGCCAAAUUUCACCACAACCAAUGGACCGGAGGGCGCAAAGCAGAGCUUCCAGACAGUCUUUGGUGUGCUCUUUCCCGCCUGUAUCGGCAUUCUUGCAGGUGCAUCCAUGUCUGGAGAUCUAGAAGAUCCAAGCAAGUCCAUCCCAAAGGGUACUCUCUGGGCAGUCGGAUCUACAUUUUGCGUAUACACCCUGAUAGUCAUUUUGAUGGGUGGAUCCAUCUCGAGGAGUACCAUGUACACUGAUCUCAGUGUACUACAAGAUGUAUCUAUUUCGCCAAUCUUUAUUGCCUCUGGGGGGCUCGCAGCCUCCGUAUUUGCCACUCUCGGUUGCGUGAUCGGUGCGGCCAAAAUUCUACAAGCGAUUGCUCGUGAUAACUUGCUUCCACUCCUAUCAGUCUUUGGUCAGGGCACACCCAAGACAGAUGAGCCGACACUUGCAGUCUUGCUGACAUACAUCCUUUGCCAAUUCUGUCUCUUGCUCACAGACAUGAAUGCGAUCGCGACAUUUGUGUCCCUUAUCACACUCCUCACAUUCUUGAUCCUCAACCUGGCGUGUUUUCUUCUCAAGGUCGGAUCGGCACCCAACUUUCGACCUAGCUUUCGGUUCUUUCACUGGUGGACGGCUUUUGGUGGAAUGGUCCUGUCCGCAGUCGUCAUGUGUUACGUAGAUCUUGGACAGAGUCUUUUAAGCGGUCUCAUGACGGCCGUACUGUUUAUCUGGAUCCAUUACUGGUCUCCGCCGAAGCGGUGGGGAGACGUGACGCAGAGUUUGAUCUAUCACCAAGUCCGCAAGUAUCUACUUCGAUUGGAUUCUCGAAAGGAACACGUCAAGUUUUGGCGACCACAGAUCCUUCUUUUGGUACAUCACCCAAGAUCUGAGUACAACUUGAUCCAAUUUUGCAAUCACCUCAAGAAAGGCGCUCUUUAUGUUUUGGGACAUGUCAUCUUAGGCGAUCUCAGGGAUGUCUUGCAGGAGUUUAGGCGGCAGCAGAGCAGUUGGCUCAAGUUUGUGGACGUUUUGCACAUCAAGGCAUUUGUCAACCUAAGCGUCGCAGACAGCGUACGGAUAGGAGCCAGGAACUUGCUCAUAGGGACAGGGCUUGGCGGCAUGCGACCUAACAUUGUUGUAUUGGGAUCCUUCAACCUUCAGCGAUACCUGCUCCAGAAGCAGAAACAGCAGCCAAACACUCCGGAACACCAUGUUCUGUCUCCUGACAUACAAAAGGGGUCAUUUAUGCCUGCGACAAUGAACAACCCGUGUGCAGAUCAUACGCUGCUUAAUGUUCCAGUCAGUCUGCCGAUCGACAAUAUUCGAGUCGAGACGCCGAUCGCGAUCACGGAUUAUGUCUCGAUCAUUGAGGAUGUCUUGUCGUUAAAUAAGGCUGUUGCUAUCGGGUACGGAUUCGAGCGGCUAGAGCUCCCAGAGGAGCACAAGGCGCUUUGGAAUCCGCUCAACCUUCUCAGCCUCAGAUCCAGCAUUCUCUCGCUAAAGUCAUUGUUUACUCCUCAGUCUCGCCCAUCCUCUUUGCACAAAGUUGGAGAAAGCAACCAGAAGCGAUACAUUGAUCUGUGGCCAAUGCAGAUGUCCAUGGCGCCUAUGCAGUGCGUUGAUCCAAGCCAGCAACAACUCAACUUUUCUGCUCACAUGCGCGCCUCAAGAGAUCAGAACCCUAUUUCUCCUAUGUUGCAUACAUCGCCGAGCGGGGGCGCCAUGUUCUCGGAGGGCGGCUACAACUCCAACAAAUCGACAGAGGGCAACUUAACCAAUUUUGACACAUAUGCGAUGGUGCUUCAGAUGGGUUGUAUUCUCCACAUGGUACCGCUUUGGAAGGACAACUAUUCGCUCCGCGUCAUGGUCUUUGUCGAGUACAAGGAGGAUGUGGAGGAGGAGAGAAAGAGGCUGAGUGCUCUACUAGAAAACCUGCGUAUUCCAGCAGAGGUCAAUGUCAUGUGUCUGGAUGGGGGCGACAGUGAAACCUAUGCGCGACUUGUUCGAGGAGAGAAUCUGUAUGACGCAAGGGAUUAUAGUGUCGACGAUGGUUUCGAAUCAGACGGUAUCGAAGGGACGGAGGAGGUUGCUGCUGAUCCUGUUGCCUCUAUCACUUCGAAACCUGGACCUUGGAAUAUCAACCCGCGCUGGCAACAGCACGAACCACUGGAAGAGGAGGACGAGGAGGAUGAAGAAGGGGAGGAGACUGAGGCUGAAGGAUCAUCGCGGGCACAUAAUGAUGGACAUUACCCUUCUCGCGAAGUUGGGUCGCACUCGAAUGCUGGGGACCAGGGUCUUUUCGACAAGGCAAGAGAAAGCUCCUCCCCAAGCAUUUCAUUAGGGAGCCCUGCUCGAUCAUUUGGGCGCGAUCCUAUACUCCAGCCCUCGGGACCACCACCAGGACCGCCACAAAGACGACGCACGAUCUCGCAUCCGGACAAUCAACAACAGCGCCCCGCAAGGUCUACUUCCCUUCGGGUCAACACUGCAUUAUCGCCACGGCUACGACACGGAUCGCCCAUCGCUGCUGUUUCCGCCCACCCUUCAUCGUCCCCACACCGUGCCUUUGGCAGUGGCGGAGGCGGUGUGCGAUACCGCGGAGGCAUGGCUGGCUCCACUUCGCCCAUGGAAAGCCGUCUAGGAACUUCGGCGCCUUUGAAUACCUCCAUGAACUUUCGGAUUGCGGUUCCUCUGCCGCGUCAGUACCUUGAUACACACGGUACUAAUUCUGAAAGCGAAUCGGAUUCUAUGAGCAGCGAGGACGAUGAGGACUAUGACCGCAACGACGAUGAUCUCGUAUACAGCGGGGUGUAUUUACCACAGCAGUUGCCUCCUGCGGUACAACGGCUUUAUCCGUUGCAGCAGCAGCAAUUACUAUUGAAUCAAACAUAUAAACCGCCUUCACAACAGGCGCCGAUGGAGCCUAAACAGCAACCACGGCAGUUGGCGUCUGCUCAUACCUCUUUAGGUUCACAACAGCAACAGCAACAACAACAGCAACAACAACAGCAAGGGCUUGGGAUAAGUCUUGGACUCGCCUCUGCGGCGACGGAGCAGGACUCUAUCAACCAAGCACAUUGCUUGCAGCAGCAGCAUUCAGUAUACCCAGUAGCAACACCUCAAACAUACCAGCAGCAACAGCAGCAACAGCGAGACCCUUUGUCUCCAACAGCUAAUGAUAGCAACUCGCAUCCUUGGGCCACAUCCGCUGGCACUGAUGUGUCUUCGUUCCCGACCAAUCUAUACAGUCGUAACCCUGAGCUUCAGCAAUGUAGUAUGUCGCAGGAAAUGGCUGCGCCCGAGAUGGCGACAGGAGGAGCACCUAUUUUGCCUGGAUCACCGCCGCCACCGAACCUUGAUUCAUUUGGCUUUGGCCACGAGGACCCGCUCUCAACACCUCCCUUGCCGUUGCCACCGAUCCAAUUUGACCACCUGAGUUCAGAGACACAGCUGAGGAUAUUGAACGAACUGAUGCGGAUCCAUUCGUCCGCAGAGACGACGUCAAUCAUUUUUACAACGGUUCCAGCGCCCGAGCCAGGGACAUGUCUGAGAGAAGAGAGUUCUUUGGCGUACCUCGAGAACCUGGAUCUGUUGAUGGAGGGAAUUGACGUCCCUGUAUUGUUGCUCCACGCCAAGAGCUUGACGGUUACUAUGACCUUGUAAACAAUACGGCGUUACACCGUCAUAGGGAAAGUCUUGGAAAAGAAGCAAGGAAAUAGACAAACUCAAUAAAACAAACUGAAGCACAUGC